CUGUGACUGGUUGCAUACAUUCUGUUUACUUCGGGACUCGGGACUCGCCCCACUCUUCCAAUUCUCCUCUAUUGAAUGUCUUUCUUAGGGACACUACUUUUUGUUAUUUUAAUUGUUUUCGCAGCGGUUUUUGCUGCAAUCAUCAUCGCCCUUCGACUUCGGCCGUAACCUUGAGCGCCGAUGGCAGUGGGCCCUGACUCAGUAGCCAUGUUGCUGCGCGAGAUGAAUCGUGACUUCACGUUUUACGAGGACUUGGUCACCUUUUUGGGUCUCUUUUACGCCGGCAAACUCUUCCUGAGCAUCGGAAGGAAUGUCUGCAAAGGCGUCUACUCGCAUUUCGUCACCAAACUUUACAGUCCGGUCGAUUUGGCAGCUAAAUACGGCAAGUGGGCAGUUGUUACCGGAGGCUCAGACGGAAUCGGAAAAUCUUAUGCUCAUGAAUUGGCCAGGAGGAAUGUCAACAUCAUCCUCAUCGCUCGCAACCUUGACAAACUGAAGAAAGUUGCUUCAGAAAUUGAGGAGGAAUUCGGAGUUGAAACAAAGGUCAUAGUUGCGGACUUUGGCAAAGGUCGGCCAGUUUAUGAGCACAUAGCGCGAGAGCUCAAAGGAAUUGAUGUUGGGAUUUUGGUUAAUAAUGUUGGAGUGAUAUUGCCUUAUCCUAUGGCCGUCGAAGAGAUGAGUGACGACCAAAUGUGGGACCACAUCAACGUCAAUUGCGCAGCAGUCACCGUCAUGACCCGAAUGCUCCUCAAAAGCAUGAAGGAGAAGAAGAGAGGUGCCAUAAUUAACCUGUCGUCCAUCUCUGGCUUGGGUCCCACUCCUUUCCUGAGCAUUUACGGGGCUUCGAAGGCGUUCGUCGAUAGUUUCAGCGACGCCCUCUGCAAUGAGUGCAAGGGCACGGGAGUGACAGUGCAGACCCUGACACCUGGCUACAUCAACACUCAAAUGGUCAAGUACAGCCCUAAUUUAACAUCUGGUGGUCUGAUGGUGCCCUCUGCUCAAGAGUUUGCUGCAAACGCAAUUGCUACGCUCGGUGUGAACAACAAAACAGCUGGAUACUGGUGCCACGGAAUUGAGUAUUGGUUCUUUGAAAGUCUGCCGAUCGGAAUUUGGAAAAAUGCUUGUUCUUUCCUAAACCGCAGAUUCCGAAAGAAGUAUGACGAGAUGCAAUCCGGAAACGGAGCGGCCAGGAAAAUGAUGUAGCGCCGAGCAAUCCGGUUCAAGUUAAUUUAGUUGGUCGGGAAAAUUGGUAGAGCAAUUACCUCUGCUACAGUUACCUGUGUUGCAUUUAAUUCAAUUGUUUCAAACAAAGUUUUAAGCUAAUCGAAAUAUACCUUCAGAAAAUUUUGUAGAUCGUUGUGUAAUGAUUCGAGGUUUUUCAUAGGAUAUUGUUUCUUAAAAAGAUAAAUUAUGGAUUCAAUGGCUCUCAAAGUUUCUCAAGCAACUGAUAAAGAUAACAUACCGGUGCAAAAAAAAAUGUCUUAUAUUCAGGAUAUUUCGGAAACUUAAACAAUUUUUGCCAAAAAAGACACUAGAAUGGUCAUAAUCUAAUAGGAUGUUAAUUUGUUGAAGGUUGUCGCCCUCUUUAAGGAGAUCACCAGGCAGCAUUUUAGAAUAACUUUUAAGAAAAUAAAAAUACAGUAAUAAUUUCGAUCUCUGCGGGCAUUCCAUGAUUAGUAGUUCCUUGCUGUGUAAAUUAGAGUUUUUGGAUAAUUGACAAUGUACUCAAAAGAUAAAUAAAUAUUAGGAAAAAUAAUGUGAAUUUUAUAAUUUUAACCCCAAUUUAAAAUGUUAACUGAAACCCAUAAGCUCAAUGUAAAUUUUGAGGACAUGCUUCCCAUUGUUUUUACUUAAAUCGGUUAAAUUAAUUGGGGUGAUAUUAACUGUGUUUACGGUGAAAUUUCCUCAAUUCUAGUCCAGAAAAGUUAUUUAAAAAAUUCCAAUUGGAAGAUGAAAUGUUAAUUUUUGAAAAUUCAGUUCUCCGCAAUUUGUGUCAUCAUGUCUCAUUUAUUAUUGGAAAUGAUAUGUAUAAAAAAAAAAUAUU
Neocloeon triangulifer is the source of this 2044-nucleotide messenger RNA. RefSeq names its product hydroxysteroid dehydrogenase-like protein 1. The record is from RefSeq and is a predicted model, not a curated record. The transcript has 6 exons. Gene Ontology annotation, molecular function: oxidoreductase activity. The coding region runs from base 181 to 1203 and encodes 340 amino acids. NCBI's taxonomy places the organism in Eukaryota, Metazoa, Arthropoda, Insecta, Ephemeroptera, Baetidae.